Molecule: messenger RNA, 3649 nt
Organism: Plectropomus leopardus (leopard coralgrouper)
Lineage: Eukaryota; Metazoa; Chordata; Actinopteri; Perciformes; Serranidae
Gene: tmem260
Product: transmembrane protein 260
Source: RefSeq, a predicted model, not a curated record
UGCUGCUUCCUCGGGAACAUAAACGUUACAACUUCGCUAACUGCCAAGACUCCUCAAAUAAAACCGUAAAGUUACGUUUUUACUUUUAUAUUAACUUUACUUCAGACGUCCAUCGGUUUUUUUUUAUGUAACUGGCAGUUUACAGUGCUAUUUACCGUCCGCGGUUCCGGAAUUGUAUUGAUGCUAACGGUAGCUAGCUUGUCAGUUAGCCGACAUUAUCAUUUGUUUGUAAUCUGUCGGCAUUUAUUUAGACAGAAACAUGUCUGCGGAGCGGAGCACAAGCUGGAUACUGGCAGGCGCUACUGUCGCUUGUGUCACCGCUUUGUAUGUGCCCUGUGUGCAGAGGACUGUCCCCGGAGGAGACUCAGGAGAGCUGAUCACCACUGCUUGUGAGCUGGGGGUGGCCCAUCCUCCAGGAUACCCUCUCUUUACCCUGCUGGCUCGCCUGGCGAUGUGUCUCUUGCCCUCACUCUCUCCAGCCCACAGUGUCAACCUGAUGAGUAGCCUGCUGGGGGCUGCAGCUUGCGGCGCCCUCUGCAUAACUGUCUGCAGGUUGGCAGGCCCCGGCCCUGGAGCAGUACUGGCUGGGGGGCUGUUCGCUGUGUCCAGGCUGGGCUGGCAGUGGUCCAUGGUGGCAGAGGUCUUCACCCUCAACAACCUUUUUGUCGGUCUGCUCUUCUUCUUGACUGCCAGCUUCCACUGUGCUGAAAACGCCACCCAGAGGGGGAAGAUUGCACACUGGGGAGCCCUGUGCUGUGGCCUGGGGCUCUGUAACCAGCACACCCUGGUGCUGUAUGUAUUAGUCAUCAUUCCCUGGGUCCUUCAUCGACUUUACUCUCUCAGGGAGCUGUCUUUGCGUGGCCUUGUCUCUCUGGGAGUGUGUUUCCUGGCUGGGUUUCUGCCAUACAUCUACCUGCCCAUCUCCUCCUACCUCAAUACAGCCCGCUGGAGCUGGGGGGAUCAGACUUCCCUGCCAGGCCUGCUCACCCACUUGCUGAGGGCUGAAUAUGGCACCUUCAGUCUGGCAAAGACAGAGAGCUCUGUAAACCUGACCUCAAUGCUAAAGGCCCAGUUGGACCACUGCCUGGAAGACCUCUCGCUUCCUGUGCUGGUGCUGGCAGGAAUAGGCCUUCUCCUCUCAUCAUGGGACAGGACGUGUCGCUCAGUGUCCUGGCUGUUGGCGGCCAUGCUGGUGGUCUACUCGCUCUUUUUUGCUUGGAGAGCCAACCUGGACAUCAGCAGACCCCUUCUGCUCGGAGUGGUUGAGCGUUUCUGGCUGCAGAGUGAUGCUGCGGUGUGUGUGCUGGCAGGCCUCGGCUUGAGCCGGACACACAGUGAGCUGGAGAGGAGGCUGGGCUGUGGGGGGGUGUGGAAGACCACAGGCUGGGUCCUCACCAUGGCUCUGCUGGCACAUAUGGUGCACACCAAUCACAGGGAGUGCGAUCAGAGCAGAAACAGUGUGGUUGAGAGGUUCGGCAGGGAGCUUCUGGCCUCCGUCCCAGCAGAUUCAAUCAUCCUGACCAGAGGAGAUCUGCCCGGAAACUCCCUACGCUACUUAUACUACUGCCAGGGUGUACGGCCCGACGCACGUCUGGUUGACCAGGAGAUGAUGACAUAUGCUUGGUAUGUAGCCAAGCUGGCGCAGCACCACCCGGGGGUUCACUUUCCUGGCCGCUGGUGGGACCCAGUCCACCCUGAGGAGAAAGACACCUUCAGUCUGGAGCAGUUUCUGUCCCACAACACACAGAGGCAUGUGUUCACCUGCAUUGGGCUGCCUGAUGGAGACUCAAGCUGGGAGCAGAGUUUCUCUCGUUGGCCGAUGGGUGUGUGUGACUACUUGGUGCCAGUUCAGAGGCAUUUUAACCCUGAGAGGUGGGCCCAGCGAACUCGCAACAUCUACAACUGGAGUGAACCACACAACAGUUUCCAUCCUGCGUCCUGGGAGCGUGUUGCUAAUGAGGAGAUGUGGCAAGCCAGGAUGAAGACGGCUUUCUUUCUGUUUGACCUGGCAGAAAGGAUGCAGGGAGAGGGGAAAGCUCGCCUCUUUGAGCUGUCUUACACUCUGUAUAAGGAGAUUGUGGAGGCCCACUCAGACUACCCUCCAAACUGGGAUAAGAACUUGGCACUGGCCUGCGAGAGGCUGCUCCGCUCAGGUCAUCGGGGCUACAGUCCAGACAGCCUGCUGACCUGCAGCACCCAGCACUUUAGUCUCUACUUAGAGAAGGAACCCACAGAUCCCCAGGAGCCCGCCAUACGCUCGGCCAUUGCUCACCUGCUCAAAGAGAGAGGUGAGCUCCGCCAGAGACGGAGGCCAACCCCAUGACAAGAUCCAGAGACCUACAUGGAGCUGAGAGUGUGCUGCGAGCCCAGCCAAAGUACAAGGUGCUGGGGACGAAGUCUGAGACAGUGGGCUUUUUUACAGGCAGUGCUCCAGAAGGAUACAAUGUUGCUUAGUUAAAGUUUUGGCGAAAUUGGACUUGAGAGUUAAGAGGAAUGGUGAUACAGAAGUACUGAUACUUGGUUACCAAGCAGAACACAAAGGACAGAGAUCUACCACUCAGCAGUGCUUCAUUGGAUGGACGUUUACAGUCGACCAGGGUCAGAGCUUGACUUUAGGGAGCCUUGACUGACCCCAAUCAAACUGUGCAUGCUCCCUUAAAAUCCCCCAUUCUAUUGUUUUAUCAUUACAUCUUGCUCUUUUUUCCCUCUCCUCUUCUGCUCUCACAGCUUUUAACGUUCUGAUUAUUUUGCCUCAGCCACUGUUCCACUUCUCUUUUUCUCACAUUAGGAUGGCAAGGCCGAGAUUGAGGGAAAACCAAUUUGGGGGCAGAAAUGGGGGAUUAGAGCGGCUGUUUAAUCUAGGACAGACUUGUGCUGUGCCACACAGUCCUCACUCCGCAUAACCAGCACUACCCACCCACCCACCGCUCUAUCCUUCCAUCAGUCUAUCUUAGAUGGUCCUUUAAAUGUUUAAAACUAAUGGAUUCGAUGAGUGUUUUUUUUUUUUUUUUUUAACGGGACGCCUAUAAUCCCUCGUGGAUUUAAAUGAAAUGUGAAAUGUCACAAUGCCAGGGACCCUUUUAGAGGUGCGUUUCUGUGUGCAUUUGCAUGUUGACAUGUGUGUGUGAACACGCUUAAAUCUCCACCCAAGCCUUUUCUCUCCCGGAAUAGUCGAUAAACAGAUCGGCACACUGAAAAGCACUACAAUCAUCAUACAAAGUCAUGCAAAGUCCAGGGACACACGUAAACAUGCAGGACCAUCAGCCUCCCAGGACUUUUAGUUUAGUAAGGGGUGCUGGAGAGACAGCAUAGCAUACAAACACAGCAAGUGGACCAGAGUCACUUGUCUUUCGCGUGUGUUCAGAGUCUGAAAUGUCACACUGUUUUUUGGUAAACGCUGAUUCCAUAUGCAUAUUUUUGCACAAAGUCAAAACGGUCUAUUACUUUAAAGUUUAUAAAACACUGUGGGAGGAAUAAUCUGUUUAAGACAACACUAGAAAGCAAAAGACAGUAAGUGCAGUUUUCUCAGAAUGUAAUCUGCCCUCUCUGUUCGCAGGCCUGGCUAGCGGCUGUCAGCUGGCUGGAUGAUGAGAUUCGACCUGCUGUAAGCACAGAUGGUUUGGUUUCUCAGAAGAAAAAAGGGAAAACU